Messenger RNA from Odocoileus virginianus texanus, 5028 nucleotides. It is a transcript of the gene STX3, whose product is annotated as syntaxin 3. Gene Ontology annotation, cellular component: postsynapse; plasma membrane; SNARE complex. Lineage: Eukaryota; Metazoa; Chordata; Mammalia; Artiodactyla; Cervidae. The record is from RefSeq and is a predicted model, not a curated record. Gene Ontology annotation, biological process: synaptic vesicle fusion to presynaptic active zone membrane; intracellular protein transport; exocytic insertion of neurotransmitter receptor to postsynaptic membrane. Gene Ontology annotation, molecular function: SNAP receptor activity; SNARE binding.
CCUGCCGCCGCCUCUUCCGGCCGCUCACCUGGGCCCCGGCCCCGGCACCAGGAUGAAGGACCGGCUGGAGCAGCUGAAGGCCAAGCAGCUGACGCAGGAUGACGACGCCGACGAGGUCGAGAUCGCUGUUGACAACACAGCUUUCAUGGACGAGUUCUUCUCCGAGAUCGAGGAGACGCGAGUCAACAUUGACAAGAUCUCCGAACACGUGGAGGAAGCGAAGAGGCUCUACAGUGUCAUCCUGUCUGCGCCCAUCCCCGAGCCAAAAACCAAGGACGACCUGGAGCAGCUCACUGCCGAGAUCAAGAAGAGGGCGAACAAUGUCCGGAACAAGCUGAAGAGCAUGGAGCAGCAUAUCGAGGGGGACGAGGUGCGGUCGUCGGCAGACCUUCGGAUCCGCAAAUCCCAGCACUCUGUCCUGUCCCGGAAGUUUGUGGAGGUGAUGACCAAGUACAACGAGGCCCAGGUGGACUUCCGUGAGCGCAGCAAAGGGCGGAUCCAGCGGCAGCUCGAGAUCACCGGCAAAAAGACCACCGACGAGGAGCUGGAGGAGAUGCUGGAGAGUGGGAACCCUGCCAUCUUCACCUCGGGGAUCAUCGACUCCCAGAUUUCCAAGCAAGCCCUCAGCGAGAUCGAGGGCCGGCACAAGGACAUCGUGAGGCUGGAGAGCAGCAUCAAGGAGCUCCACGACAUGUUCAUGGACAUCGCCAUGCUGGUGGAGAACCAGGGGGAGAUGUUAGAUAACAUAGAGCUGAAUGUCAUGCACACGGUGGACCAUGUGGAGAAAGCUCGGGAGGAGACCAAAAGAGCCGUGAAGUACCAGGGUCAGGCCCGGAAGAAAUUGCUAAUUAUCAUUAUGGUAGUAGUUGUGUUGCUGGGCAUUUUAGCGUUGGUUAUCGGACUUGCCGUUGGGCUGAAGUGAUGGCCCGGAGGCGGCCGUGCUGACAUGUGUGGCCAAGUCUUACUGUCGCUCUUCACCGUCACCCUGGGUGCUGACCGACCAGCAUCUCCUCCCCCUGCCUGUCGUAGAGCCCGAUUUCACCCCAGCCUGGUGUGGCCACCACCCCCGUCUUCAGAUGGGAGCGGAGUGUGAAUGGCCUUCCUGAGAGAGUGAGCCCCAUUCCUUUGUUUCCCUGUAACCACCCCUGGACCCGACCCGGCCAACCGUCCCGCCCGGGAGGAGCCUCAGCUCCCGAUGCAGCCCGCGCCACCCCUCCUGCCCUCCAGCUCUGAAGCGCCUUCUCCUGGACUGCAGGAACCAAGCCAGCGUCUCUCCCCUCGACGUGUCGAACUGCGUCCUGUGCCGUGGAGAGCCUCGCUGCGCCCUCCCCAAGGCACUGUGCCGUCUACCUCACGAGUUCUCCCAGCUUUGUAAUGGCUGGGUUUUUUUAAAAGUGGGCUAUCUUUAACAAAACAAGGGGAUUCUUCCAAGUUUGGCAACAAUAAGACUUGGGCCUGAGUCUCCAGCCUGGCAGGAUCCCAGUCAUCCCAGCUUAGUGUCCUGCCUGAAGGCAGGAGGCGCUGGCAGAGGUUGCCGUGGUCUCGGAAGCCGACUUCUCUGAAAUGCAGCCUGGAAAUGAAGCUCUCAGUGGCUGAGCUCCGUGGCCGACUUCCACCUCUGUCUCUGCUGUCCUCAUGUGGACUCAGGGAGGCACCACCUGAGCCUGUUGUCUGAGGUUGCUGUCUGUCCAGGCUGGGCUGUGGGGUCACCGUUCCCACGUCUGGGCCUGGGGAGCUGGCUGUUUACUGCUAGAGCGGUGGCUAAGAAGCCGCUGCAGGGAGGCCCAGAAUAACCGGUCCUGUAAAAUCAGCCAGGGCUGAGGUGCUUGACUGAGUCUCAGGCUCUGGGGAGCCUUCAGACGGGGGCAGCUGUGAGUAUUCAGGCACUUCAUGUGUUCCAGAUGUAUUUUUAUAAUCGUAUGUGUGAUACGUAUGUGCAUACAUGCAUGGGUCUCUCAGGAAGUAGGGAACUGUAAAUGAGGAUAUUCGAACCUCAAGAGAAUAACUUGAGCUAGGCCAAAAAUCAGGUAAGAGACUUUCGCUUACCUGCAGCUGCAUCAUAAACGUGGUGAAACGUGAUCUUCUCGGGUCAUGGAGAAACUUGCUGUUUUCUGCACAAGCGCUCAGAGAACCCAGACGGCUGGGGUGGGCACCAGGCCGGUCCCCAUGAGCAGACAGGAGGGACGAGCUCGACACCCCUCCCUGCUUGCUGCCUGGGCUAGGCUUGUCCUGAGAACAUCCCAUCGCAGUCCGCUAUCGUUCGCGUGACCGUGGGGGUGUCCUGUGUCCACGACUAAGCCAGCUCGGGAAGCCGAGGUCCACUCAGCAGUUCUUCCUGCUCCCAGGUAGAUUCCUUGUGGCCCCACUUGUCAUGGAGGAAGCGACAGCCAGGAAAUUUGUAAGCGUAGUUUCUGUGCCGAGCCAGUGUGAGCCCGAGACUCCCGGCUGGUCCCGUCCAGCCUCCCGAUUCAUACCUCAGCUUUGACUUUAGUGCUUUCUAGGACUGGGGAGCAGCCUGACACGGGCACCCCGCCUUCCUGUGCCAAGGCUACUCACUCAGCCAGCGCCCAGCACUCAGACGGAGCCGAGGGCCCCAUCGCCUGUGGCUGUGAUGUCUGACUCUGGCCAGGCUUCAGCAAUGCAGGCAGCCAAGCGCCAAUCACAGACCUGUGCUCUCCUGAGACUGAGGCCUGGGGCUUAUCAUUUGGAUACAACAAGUGAAGGGUUUUUUGGUUCUUUUUUUAAAAUGUAAACUGGAUGAUUUUAAUUGCUAAUUUAAAAAUAAAUGACUCUAUAUACUGAUUGUGAAGCGGUUCUGGCUCCAGGUCCCUGUGAAACACUGAGUGAUGGGCUGCCCCACGUGGUGACUUUUGUUUAGGUUUUGGAAACGGGUGAAAAAAUUUUUUAACCGUGUGCUAGAGCAGGUGGAUUGAAAGUUCUAAUUUUUGACAGUGGUUUAACUCCCAAAGAGCGCACUGUAAAGAUCCAUGUAUUUGGAUCUUAAAUUUCAAGGGACUGCCCCCAAAAGGCUUUGGUUUACUCACUGAGAAUAUCUGUGGCUCUGGGGGAGAGUGGGGUGAACCUGAUUUGAUGGUAGCUGCAAGGCAGAAGAGAAUAUGAAAAUAUGAGCUUGCUGUUGGUCAGAUCUGUGAGUCACUCACUGAGAGGUGAUGUGUCUCAGCAUCCUGGGUUCUAGAAGCCAGAUCCAUCUCGCUUUCCCUUCAUGUCCGCUUCCGUGCCGACCCAUCCCUGUCUGCCUUCCUCUGAAACCCUCUCUGCAGUGACGUCAUUUCUCACCUGCUUUUUCUUUCCUCAUCUGGAUGAACAGAAGAAGAUCAUGAUCAUGAUCUGCUGUGUUAUCCUUGCGAUCAUCUUAGCUUCUACUAUUGGGGGCAUAUUUGCCUGAAAAAAACAAACAGCCCUCACAGAUGGACCCUCACCUGCUUUCUCAUCCUUCUUCCACCUCUGUGGGGCCGCCACUUCGCUGCCGCAGACUCCUCCCAAGUUCUUCUUUCCAUUGUGAAACCUCAUAUGACACAGGACCUCAACCAUCUCCCCAUUCAAAGUGACGCAAAGGGAGACUUAGGAGAACAUGGACUUGGGCGGCAGGCAGGGGUGAUGGGGCGGGGAGCAUGGCACUUUGUGGCGGGCGAGGAAGGUGGUUCGCGGAGAACACGUAGGAGACUGUUCAGGAAAUGUGGAGCUGGAGCCCUCUGACGUCAGCUGCGGGGGGCAGGACUUCACCGCGGGGCGGGGCGCUGCUGCUUCUGCACUUCCGGCUCCAGGUCUCACCUUUGACCCACCCCCGUCCCCUUCCUUCUUCAGAGCCUCACAGUCUCUGAGGCGAUUGUCCAGUGAUAGACCCCGAGCAUGGCCCCUCACUGCUGUGUCCAGUGCUUAGCACAGGGCCUGCCACUUACAGCUGCUCCCUCUGUCCACUUCACUAUGCUGAUUUCUGCUAUGGAUGAAUCCUUGGACUUGAUUCUUCAACAUUUUAAGGCAUCAAUGGGAAAUGAUCUAUAUCAGUCUGUAUAAAAAUGUCCCGGAGUGGGUUGAUCCACUUAUGCAAAAGUACAGAAGCGCCCCCUACCCCCAUUUCCACAACAUACACUUUAAAAGUCCUUCAUUUAUGGGAGGUGGUGAUCGAGUUGUCAACAGCCUGUUACUUUGCAGAGAUGGCUGGCCCCAGGAUUGUGGUUCAGUAAUUAAACGUGGACCCCGAAACAGGUUUAUGCUGUGGCUGAAUGCCCCAUAGUCAUCACCACCACUGCUCCAUGAGCCCUAACAGAGGUGACAAUGUCAGGUCAGAAGGUGCAAUGAACCCAUCACUGUUCCUUCAGAUUCACGCGGCCAGCUGAGACUGGCCGCACUGGCCGGCAGCAUGUGUGCAGCAGACGGUUCCAGACACUGUCCUCUAGUCAAGGUCCAGGUGUGUUCUAAUGCAACUCAGUGAUUACUGUACGAGAGAUCCACUACAAAUACAUUAAAAUCACGGCAUACCAUUCUUGACCACUCAACUGCUUAGAUGAAUUUGUACUUUGGAAAGUAAAUUAUUUUGCCAUUAAGUCUAACUUUUUAAGAAAGUGGGGUUAAAAAAAAAAAAACGGACACUUUAGUCAAUGCUGUUUUCUGCCCACUUUCAAAGCAAAUGGUUUAAUAUUUCUAUCAAUCUGUAUCUCCUUUGGUUUGCAUACAGGAUAGAAACCACUACUAGCUAGCUCUGAAAAACAGGUGAACUUUGUUCAAGGCAAACACCGGGCUGGAACCAUGGGCCUUUGAAUGACCCGGGCCCUUGCUCAUUCAGCAAUAGGGAUCUGCGCGCCGGGCAGCAGACGCAGAGCCAGACACCCUCCAUCCUCAGAGGGUUUCAGGCCUAGGAAAGACCACACCAUUCAGCUUUUCUAUUAGUUCCUUUUGCUAAAAGGCAAGGGUAUGUGUCUUGCCACAUUGUCCAACAUCCCCCCUUCCAUGACUGAGAGAAGGUGGGUAGCUGGGCAUAAAUAAAUAUGUUGAGUCAAGUAUUCUGUG